UUAUAGUCUGAGGAGGCAAAAUGUUAAAUCUACAUAGUACAGGGACCAAUUUGAAAUUUUACCCUAUUAUCAAUUAUUGAGGCAGCCCAUGAGCAUUUUAUCCACUUCUCCCGCCAUAUGGAUAAGAGACUUCACCACACACGCGUCAUCACUGAGUCUGGACCAUUACUCCCGCAAGCACUCCUCCACCUCUAUAAAUAACUGACCCAUGUUCAGAAUCUUCAUCUUCAACGCCAUCCACAGCCACAUUCCAAAUCAAACUCUUCCUUCUAAUGGCUUCCACAUCAUUUGCACUCCCGAAUCGCAAACUAGGCCGCAGAUUCUCCGCCAUUCCGCCGCCGCAUUCCCCGCUUCUCCGUGUCUCCUCCGGUUACGCCACCGCCGAGAGGAUCUCCGUCUGCCGAGACGGCAACGACUCGCCGACGGCGUACGAAGUGCUCGGGAUUCAGACCGGUGCGACGUGUCAGGAGAUCAAGUCCGCCUACAGGAAUCUGGCCAGAGUUUUGCAUCCAGACGUCGCGCCCAAGUACGGAGACGACGGCGCAUCUUCCGCCGACGAGUUUAUGCGAGUGCACGCGGCGUAUGCUACUCUCUCGGAUCCAGAUAAGCGGGCGGUUUACGACAACUCACUGUUCAUUCGACGGCGGAGUGCGGCGGCUUUUUCGGCUAGCGGUUAUUCCGAGGCGAGUGGCCGGAGGCGGACCUGGGAGACUGAUCAGUGCUGGUGAUGAAUUGAUCUCGACUUUAGGCUUUCGGUUUUGCAGUUAAUGAACUUUUGUACAGAUAUUUCACGCAAAGAUUCUCUGGUGAACAAUAUUUAAAGUUAUGGCUAGUGGACUUUGUGAUCAGAAAUAGAGUACCUAUGUAUAUAAUUAUGGUUUGUAAUUGGUCGAUACUUUGUCGUUAUAGUAAUGGCCAUGAAACUGAGAUUAUCAACCCUACUCUUAAGCCGUGUAGAGUUACUCUUCCAUUAUUCUUAAUAAUUUUUCUCAAUCAUAAUUAUUGAUUAAAAUUCAA
Sesamum indicum (sesame) is the source of this 1017-nucleotide messenger RNA. Its product is annotated as chaperone protein dnaJ 11, chloroplastic. The record is from RefSeq and is a predicted model, not a curated record. NCBI's taxonomy places the organism in Eukaryota, Viridiplantae, Streptophyta, Magnoliopsida, Lamiales, Pedaliaceae.